Molecule: messenger RNA, 2661 nt
Organism: Pimephales promelas (fathead minnow)
Lineage: Eukaryota; Metazoa; Chordata; Actinopteri; Cypriniformes; Leuciscidae
Source: RefSeq, a predicted model, not a curated record
CAUGCGUGCUGUAAACAGAGAACGGCAGUAAGUAGAAGAAUUGUUUUUCAUGGAAAUUACAAGAAAAAAUCUUCCCAGGGAAUGGGAUGAACGCUGGAGAAAAGAGAAGGAGCGCAGGAAAAGGGUGAUAGAAGAAGGUGGAGAGAAGUUUGAGGAAGAAAACAGGAAGCUAAAAUGGAUCAUGUCCUACAACGACAGCAGGAUAGGAAUGAAAGAGAGGGCAGUGAAGGACAGCGAGUGCGAUAAUAUGGAAGUAGAUGAACUUCUACAAAGGUAUCAUAGACAAAGUUACCCGAGCGAGAUCUUCCAGACUCUGGUGGAGAUGAAGAUGGAGAACAUCCUCACGGAUCUGAUCUUGAGCACCGAGGAUGGGAUGAGCUUCCAUGUUCACUCGCUCGUCUUGGCUGCGGUGAGCUCCCUCAUCCAGCAAAAGCUCCAGGAGAGGGAUGGAGAUGAGAAGGAGAUCUCGCUGAGAUUGUGUCCCGAGGUUCAUGGUUCAGGUUUGGCUGCAGUGGUGGAGUUCGCCUACACUGGAGCCAUCAGCAAUCUGAACAAAGACGGCAUGCCACAGAUUCAGACUGCAGCUUGUAGUCUUGGAGCUCCUAGAGUCCUGGAGAUCACCAAAGACCAGGAAGAUGGGGGUAACAGGGAAGAAAAACUGAGAAAGAUCUCAGCGGAGGAGCAGUUGAAAGUUGGCCUGCAGUCCAUGAAGGACUUAUGGGCCAAGAGAGUGGGAUGUGAUAUCGAACUGGUUGCAGAAGGAACGGUUUUCCAAGCUCACAGGGUGCUACUGGCAGCCAGCAGCGACUACUUCAGAGGCAUGUUUACCAGCGGUAUGAAGGAGAGCCGGCAGGAGUCCGUGUCUCUGCUGUUAGUCGGAGCCGGAGAGCUUGAGCCCCUCCUGAACUGGGCCUACAGCGGCACUCUGAUGCUCGGAUGGGGCUGCGUGUUCGACCUCGCCUCUACCUCCCUCCAGCUUCAGAUUCAGCCUGCCAUCUCGUUCUGCCUUGAGUUCUUGGAGCAAGAAAUGGAUGUCCUCAACUGCCUGGACGUGGCGUCUUUCGCAGAGGCUUACGGGAUGACGGGGCUAAUGGAGCUGGCUGAGGAUUUUAUCCUGAGACACUUCCAAGAAGUAUCUGCCACCCCAAAGUUUCGGGACCUCCCGGCCGAGAAGCUUCUGGCGUUCCUCCGAUGCGACGCGCUGUCCACUCCAUCGGAGCUGGCUGUUUUCCGAGCGGUCGUCACUUGGGUGGAGGCCGAUCCCAAUGAACGGCUCCCGCAGGCCGAAGAGCUAAUGCAAGCAGUGCGUUUUUCAUUCAUGACCUUCCGAGAAUUUCGAGAAGUGCGCGCUGUAAACCUGCGCAUGGAAUGCAGUGGAGAAUUCGAGGUUGAACUCUACAAAUCGGCACUAGAGGAGUUUGGCAUUGGCAUCUCUGACCGUGCGCAACCACGUGUGCGUCACCCCAAAGACGCCCUGGUUUUGGUUGGAGGCGAUCAGCUGAAUCCAGACAUGGAUCAACGACUUCCCAGCAGGCAGCUCUGGUUUGUUAACUCUCUGAGAAGUGGAAUAGGCCUUGUGAAGGAGAUUGAGUGGAGAAUGCUGGGAGAAAUGCCAGAUCGGGCCAGAUUUAGACAUGGUGUUGGGGUCCAUGAUGGUCAACUGUAUGUUGCUGGCGGAUGCCACUUUUACACAAAGUAUGACGUCAUGAAAUCUGUUUACAGGUACGACCCUAUGCGAGACCAUUGGAAAAGGCUGGCUGACCUUCUGGAACUAAGGAGUAACUUUACGCUGGUGGUGAGUGGAGACGCCCUGUAUGCUGUCGGAGGAGACAAAGACAUCCACACAAAUCUUGACAGCGUGGAAAAAAACUCACUGGAAACAGAUUCCUGGAGCUUCACCCAUCCUUUGGACCAAGCCUUAAGCGGUCACGCUGCCGCCGUCUGGGGAGGUGAAAUCUUUAUCUCUGGAGGCUUCAACUGCAAGUACCAAUGCCUGCCGUCGAUGUUCCUCUACCACCCGGUGAGAGGAACCACAUACCUCGCUGACAUGACCCACGACCGGGCCCAGCACUGCAUGGAGAGCAUGAGGAACCAUUUCUAUGUGGCUGGCGGGGUCUGCAACCUUAAUACGUACUACACCAACCAGCUGGUCUGCGAGAUGUACGACCCGGUACACGACACCUGGACGGUGUUCACUCCUCUCCCCGUUCCCCACGUCGGCGCGGCCUCUGCUGUCCUGGAGGAGAGGCUGUAUAUUCUCGGGGGUUAUUGCCGGGAGGACUAUACAGAGGCGAGACGCACUGACCGCUAUGACCCUGUGACUCAGAGAUGGGACAGCAUGGGAAAGAUCCCCGGUCCCGUCACUGACGUGUGCGCAUGCCUCCUUCAUCUACCUGAGCACAUCAGGAAAUGAGAAAAACGUGUGUUGCUUUAUUUAGGGAGCUGCCUUGUAGGGCGAAUUUUCUCUCAAAUGAAGACAUAUGGAACGCUCUGUAUGAGCAGCAAGUCUGAUUGUCAAAUAAAAGUCCUUGCAUGAAGACAUUUUAUAAUUCAUUUGAAUCAUAAAUAUUUGAACUAUUUUUAUUUAGACAUAUCGCUAUACAACCAUUAAAAAGUAUUUCUGUUCCUUGAAAUAAAAUAUGAAAAAUCGAUUUUAUUUUG